This is a messenger RNA of Pelecanus crispus (Dalmatian pelican), 1218 nucleotides long. Lineage: Eukaryota; Metazoa; Chordata; Aves; Pelecaniformes; Pelecanidae. The record is from RefSeq and is a predicted model, not a curated record.
AGGGAGCUGGCGUACCAGAUCGCCGAGCAGUUCCGUGUCCUGGGGAAGCCCCUCGGCCUGAAGGACUGCGUGGUGGUGGGCGGCCUGGACAUGGUGGCGCAGGCACUGGAGCUCUCCCGUAAACCCCACGUUGUCAUCGCUACGCCCGGCAGGCUGGCAGAUCACCUCCGCAGUUCCAACACUUUCAGCCUUAAAAAACUGAAGUUCUUGGUUUUGGAUGAAGCUGACCGGUUGCUGGAGCAGGGCUGUGCUGACUUCACUGCGGACCUGGAGGUGAUUCUGGAGGCUGUUCCAGCACGCAGGCAAACGUUGCUGUUCAGCGCCACGCUAACCGAUACGCUGAACGAGCUGAAGAGCCUGGCUGCAAACAGACCGUUCUUCUGGGAGGCUGUGUCCGAGGUGCGGACGGUGGAUGAAUUGGACCAGCGCUACUUGCUUGUACCCGAAGCAGUCAAGGACGCGUACCUUGUCCAUUUAAUCCAGACCUUCCAGGACGAGCACAAAGACUGGUCUAUUAUUAUCUUUACCAAAACCUGCAAGGACUGCCAGGUCUUGAACAUGAUGCUUAGGAAAUACAGCUUUCCUUCUGUAGCUCUGCAUUCCAUGAUGAAACAGCGGCAACGAUUUGCAGCUUUAGCAAAGUUCAAGUCCAGCAUCUUUAAGAUUCUCAUUGCCACUGAUGUUGCUGCCAGAGGUUUGGACAUUCCUACGGUACAAGUUGUCAUCAAUCACAACACUCCCGGCCUGCCGAAAAUCUACAUUCACCGGGUUGGCCGGACAGCCCGUGCAGGUCGGAAAGGAAUAGCUAUUACACUGGUGACGCAGUACGACAUCCACCUUGUACAUGCUAUUGAGGAGGAAAUCAAACUGAAGCUGCAGGAGUUCUCUGUGGAGGAGCAGUCUGUGCUUGACAUCCUCACCCAAGUGAACGUCACCAGGAGGGAAUGUGAAAUAGAGCUGGAGGGAAUGGAUUUUGAUGAGAAGAAAGAAGUAAAUAAGCGGAAACAAAUGAUCCUGGAAGGGAAGGAUCCAGAUCUGGAGGCAAAAAGGAAGGCAGAGCUAGCCAAGAUCAGGAAGAAAAACAAGCAAUGCCGUGAGAAGGUCCAGCAGACGCUGCAGAAGAAAAAGCAACUGCAGCUGAAGAGGAAACUGCAGAAGAAGAUGGAGCGGCGGAACAAACUGCAUGCUAUGGAAGAGAAACAGCAUCCUUUGGCCUGA